CAUUGUUUCAAACAGUGACAUGAAGAUUUUAUCCCUAUUUUGCAAGUUUUAUGUGUCGUAAACAUAUUUGAAGCAUUCAGAGAUUUCCAAUCUCACAAGGACAAAGGAUUAGUGUUUGAUAGGCUAGCUUUGAGCUUUAGAAAGAGUUCUGACAGCUAGCAGGAGGGAUUUCUGAUUUCUGGUGGGUUUUCUGAAAGAUAGCUAAAACGGGGUCCCUGUGUUGUGUGGCUGCAAGGCCACAUGGAUCUACUGCUGCUAGCAGGGAGUGGUCUGUGGGGCCACAUGAACCUUACUGGCGUACAAACUCAAGUUAUUCACCGCCACCGCCGAGAUGGGACUUCCGUUUCCAAUCUGAAGCACUGUCAUUUGGCUCCCAUGACGGGAUUCAACUGUUUGGGUCUUCAGCAUCCUCAAAUAGUAGAGAAAGUAGGAGCUGGUUGAGAGGCAAUCAUGUGGCCAAUCAUCCAUAUAUGGCAAAUGAUGGUGGUGGCCCGUAUUAUAGUAGUCCCUCUGACAUUUCCCCAGUGCGGCAAUGGACUCCUCCAACAAUACAAGAAAUCAGUGUUGAUGAUUAUAACACUUCGAGAAGAGUCUCAAGGCCCUUAUCCUUUUCCCCUGCUAUGGAAGGCACAUCAGCUGCAAGGGAUAGUGGUGGCUCAACUUCAUCCAGGUCGGACAGUAGUGAUUACGAGUCUGUGGCCAAGACACAUCACUCUCAUCGUAAUUUUUCAAGUCGCCGUUGCUUUAUGUCAAAACCUGUUCACCCAUUGACCCUUCCAUCUGACACACCUAGAAGAGAAGCUACUGACAGCAAUGCUGCUGGGUAUUUGGAAUUUGAUGCUGUUACUCCUCGAAGAGAAAAACAUCGCUUGAGCAGUGCUAGUGGUAGUGUCGAUCUCACUGAUGUUUCUGAGCCAUUUGAAGCUGAUUUUUCAAGUAGAUAUUGUAAUCCAUCAGAUAGUUUCAAAUGUGGAUUGUGUGAGAGGCUUCUUUCACAGAGAUCUCCUUGGAGUUCUCGACGUAUUGUGAGAAGCGGAGACAUGCCUGUUGCUGGGGUUCUUUCAUGCUGCCAUGUAUUCCAUGCUGAAUGCUUGGAGCAAACCACCCCAAAGGCCAACAAAAAUGACCCCCCUUGCCCAAUCUGUGCCAAAGUUGAAGAGGAGAAUUCUCCAGAUCAGCGGGUCUUUUCUAAGUUCUUCCCUAGGCUUAGGCCUUUCUGCGAAGAUGGACCAUCAAGGCCAUGGGGUUGCGCACAGGCAGGAGAUUGUGUUGAAGGUGCUUUGCAUGCACCUUCCCGCAGUACCAUGUUGUCACUUACUCGGAGUCGGAUUAAAAAGAAUCUCUCGUUGAAGGGUAAUGUAGGCAGAGACUUUCCCGGGAAGGCGAGGAAAAGUGGCUCAUUUGCCUCACAGUUAUUUGUUGGUUCAGUUGACCAUGGAGUCGCUUGUUCGUCCGAGACAGUUUCUGGCACAAGUGUGAAGUGAAACCAGAAGAGUGUGUCUGAUGAUUAGGAGGACCAUAUAAAAAUGUAUUUGCAUUUCAGGGAUCAAUCCAUGGCUUUGGGUUGAUUGCAGUCGGUGUGUUGAAUUGGGUAGUUGGGUUGUGUUUCUGUAAUGUUUAGUGGGAUUUGGGGUUCUAAAUUAGGAAAAUUUGACGUAUGUUGUAAUCAUUUAGCCUGGAUCUAAAUCACAAGGAUGUAAAAAUGAAUGAUGGAAAUGCCACGAAAUCGGCCUAAUGAAUUACUAUUAUUGAAAAUUGUUGUUGCCA
Molecule: messenger RNA, 1767 nt
Organism: Coffea eugenioides
Lineage: Eukaryota; Viridiplantae; Streptophyta; Magnoliopsida; Gentianales; Rubiaceae
Exons: 3
Coding region: 471-1484 (337 amino acids)
Source: RefSeq, a predicted model, not a curated record